AUGGAUGAUUGGUUGAGAAGGGGAUUCGGAAGAAGGAUUUUGUACGGUCAAUCUUUUUUGAUGAGACCUCGAUCCAUACGCUCUUCGGUGCGCUGCGGUGAACACAACAUGUUCUAUGGCUUCAAAUUGUACAGCAUGAAAAAUAUUAUUGGAUUAAAAAUCUGUGUUUAUUUCCAACAAAAAUAUGGGAUGCAAUAA
This is a messenger RNA of Sphenostylis stenocarpa, 198 nucleotides long. NCBI's taxonomy places the organism in Eukaryota, Viridiplantae, Streptophyta, Magnoliopsida, Fabales, Fabaceae. The record is from the annotation of a GenBank genome assembly.